This is a messenger RNA of Lathyrus sativus (Indian pea), 270 nucleotides long. Lineage: Eukaryota; Viridiplantae; Streptophyta; Magnoliopsida; Fabales; Fabaceae. The record is from the annotation of a GenBank genome assembly.
AUGGAAAGAAAUCCCGUGAAUCGAUUCAAAAGAUGGGUUAAAAGGAGUGGUUGGUGGACUGAAAAGGAUGAAUUGGAGCUUAGAAGCAGUGUUAGGAAGCAAUUAAUGCAUGCAAUUCAAGUGGCAGAGAAAGCACAAAAACCUCCACUUGAGGACAUGUUUACUGAUGUCUAUGACAAACUUUCAUCAAACCUUGAGGAGCAAGAAAGAGUGCUUAGAAAAACCAUUGAGAAGCAUCCCAAAGAUUACCCAUCUGAUGUUCCUUUGUAG